CGUAGGUAUUUUUUCGUCAAGGUAUUUUUCUAAUUUCACUAAGCAAAAGCUGCACUUUACAUACGCGCGACCUGGCAUUAUCUCAAGCGCCUUACGGGCCAAGGCUCUUACAAGGUAAUUACGAGCCGCUCUUAAAUUCCUCUCUUUAGGUUCCGGCAUGAGCGUGCUUAGCAUGGCCGCUCUUCGGAUGGUGACGCAGGAGGGCCCGCGGAAGUGUUUGAAGAUCUACGAGGAAUUAAAGAAGAACGUUGCGGAAAAGGCCGCGGCGCCUUUGGCGGCUACGUCGACGUCGACGGCGCCGGAUACGCGCGGUGCGAAAUCGCCGGCGAGCAGCAGCAGGUCGGCCAAAAGAAGAAUCAGACGGAGGAAACUCAAGGAAUCUAGGCGAGGAGGCGAGGAAAUUAUCGGGAUGAGGAGGGAGAGGAGCACAAAGGGAGAGGAGCCUGGCGAGGGCGACGACGACGACGACGAGGAGAGCGUCGACAUGGCUCCGUACAUGUUGGUAACGCACGCGGACGGACGGACGAGCAAAGACUUCCUGGAGAGAUCGCUGAUGGCGGCCUUUCUGCUCAAGUGCCUGCAGAGAGUCGGUUUCUUCGCGUGCCCCACGCCGGACGACGAGGUCCCGGGCGCCGAGGAGAUCAUCGUGGCCGCCCUGCUGCUGAGGAACCUGCAGCUGCUCCAAUUCAACGCCCACGAGUUCUUCGAGACGCGGGCGAGCCCGGGGCAUCGAUUUCGCGGCAGUCGACCGGUCUACCUCGGCGUGGCGAUUUAUCCCACAGUCGCCCGUUUCAAUCACGACUGCUAUCCCGCGGUGACAAGAUACUUUGUCGGUCGACAUAUCGUAAUAAGGGCGGUUCGCGGUCUGCGGCCCGGCGACGUUAUUGCCGAAAACUACGGGCCGAUAUUCACGAAGAGGACCCUCGCCGAGCGUCAAAGGACACUGGCGGGACGGUAUUGGUUCUCGUGCACGUGCAAAGCCUGCCAGGAGGAUUGGCCGCGCUUUGAGAAUCUGACGAACGAUUCCGUCAGGUUGAGGUGUCCAACGGCGGGAUGCGGUGGGCUGCACUCGCGAGCCCAACAGCGGCCGGGUAAGCUGAUAAAAUGCUCGGGCUGUCAAAAGAAGAUCUGCUUGGAGGAUCAGCUCGCGUGCCUGAGGGAGUGCGAGGCCCUCUACGACCGUGGAUUGGCCAGCAUGGAGGAGGAGAGGGUCGACGAGGCGAUCGGGACCCUCUGCGACGCCCUGAAGAGAUUUCACCAAGUCGCCUGUCCACCGCACCGGGGCACACACCUGGCCGAAAUUGCUUUAAGCUCCUGUCUAGCUGACUACGGGAAUACUUGGCGACCGGCGGCGCUUUGAAGUGCGCGCAAAAGGAGAAGGAAGGCUGAUUUGAACGGAUCCUGUAACCGCGCGGGCGACCACCGGCCGGCCGGUUCGAAGAUGUUCCUCGAAUAAAAGAGGAACGCGUUUGAUCGUAGGGUGGACGUCGAUCGGGCCAAUUUGGCCCGACGCACACACCGAGACACAUACAGCGAGACGAUACAGCCGACCAAAGUAGUAUCCUGUAUCGCGUCUCAGACGUGAAAUUUAUUGUCCGUCAAUUUUUUUCAAAAGCGUAAUAAAUUUACACGCUUUCCUCCGAUUUAUUAGCGCUCUGAUUUAUACAACGACGACUAUCGUCGAUAGACUUUAGCGAGUUAUAAAUAAAUAACGCCGAAAGUUAUUAAUUAA
This is a messenger RNA of Pogonomyrmex barbatus (red harvester ant), 1732 nucleotides long. Its product is annotated as protein-lysine N-methyltransferase SMYD4. Gene Ontology annotation, molecular function: histone deacetylase binding. Lineage: Eukaryota; Metazoa; Arthropoda; Insecta; Hymenoptera; Formicidae. Gene Ontology annotation, biological process: compound eye photoreceptor development. Gene Ontology annotation, cellular component: cytoplasm; nucleus. The record is from RefSeq and is a predicted model, not a curated record.